AUGGGCAAUAAAGAAUCAACAAAUCAACAUGAUGGAGCUAAAAUAUCUCGUCAAAUGUCACAUAAACGACAUUCACAUACGAUGUCACCGUCACGAACACGAAGUGAAUCAAUUCCACAUCCACAAAGCUCACGCAAAUUGUCAAGUUUUCGAAAAGAGGAAGAAUUGGAAUCACCAAUUGUUUCAUUUGAAAAAAAUCGUAGCAAAUCAUUUCGUGCAUCUUCUGGACAACCAAGAUAUAUGGAUGGUAGCAGACGGCGGUCAAAUAUUUGUGAAAUUACGGGUUUAAGCGCACAUCAAAAAGCAAUCUUAACAACAAUGUGGCGUCAAUUACCACGUGCGUUAGUGUUUGAUCUCGGAAAACGUGUCUUUGAGGUAGUCUUUGAACGUGACCCAAAUUUAUUGGUGGUAAUUAAUUUGGAACAUCUUCAAUGCACUAAUCAAUGGCAAGAACAUGUAAAUUUUCGAACACAUGCACAGCGUUUCACACAUGCAUUGUCACAAUCAAUGCGUAAUUUAGCAGAGCCAAUUGUAGCUGCUGAUCGAUUGCAAGAAUUUGGCGCAGCGUACGUAAAUCACGAAGAUAUUACGUAUAGUUACUUUAAUGCAUCCAUUCCGCAUAGCUACUGGGAUCGACUUUCAGCAGCAAUCACAACAACAGCAAAAGAAUUUUUAAAUAAACAACAGCUAAAAGCAACAAAAAAAAAUCUCACAGUUGACGAUGCAUUGUUGGAAAAUGAAAAAAGAAAUUCGAGGAGUUUAUUUUCACAGGUUUCGGCGAAUAUUAGUGCUUGGAGUAUAUUGGCGCAAUUUAUUUCAAAUCAAAUACGAUUUGGCUAUGAAAUGGAGCUAAUGCUACGAGUGGAAUUGAAAAAACUUAACAUUAAUGGACAAAUGAAGCAAAAAUGA
Brugia malayi is the source of this 909-nucleotide messenger RNA. RefSeq lists its product as uncharacterized. The coding region runs from base 1 to 909 and encodes 302 amino acids. The transcript has 6 exons. The record is from RefSeq and is a predicted model, not a curated record. NCBI's taxonomy places the organism in Eukaryota, Metazoa, Nematoda, Chromadorea, Rhabditida, Onchocercidae. Gene Ontology annotation, molecular function: heme binding; oxygen binding.